AUGGCUUCCAGCGGCGCCAGCGCGCAGAGAGAGGGGUUCCCUGCUGAUGCUGUGAAACCUCUGCAGCCAAGGAUCCUGCCAAAAAGCUUCUCAAAGCUCGGUCUGAAAGAGAUGGGAGAGCUGCUGACAGAGGAGAAAGCUGUGGAAAUAGACCUGCGCAAGCCAGAAAGCAGUGCAUGGUUUGGCAAUAUUCUUAAAGAACUGCAGUCCAAUGACAGAGAAGCAAGGUCCUUUGCCUUGUUUAGAUUUAGGGCAGUAUUAAAUCGCAUGGGGAUACCUAAGGGACAUGCACCCUGCGCAGGUUUCGCAGCUUAUGUGCUGGAACAGGGCGUGCUGGAUGAGGUCAACAGAAUUUUGAAAGCAGCGCAGUCAGAAGGCGACUUCUACAUACUCCCCAAGAUCAGCAGCCAGGAUAAAUUUAAACAUGUCAAGUACUUCGUGGUGUCAAAGGUGGACAUCUGCUUUCGGCUGCUUCAUGUUCUCAUCUUGGAUGCUCGAACGGCGCGUUUCGUCCUGAAAGGCAUCUAUGACCUCAUUUUGGUCCUCGAAGGAGCCUACUUCGCCCUACCAGCGGUCUCUCUCGUCAAAGAAUCAGAUCUGGUACCGGGCAUUUCAGCUUUCCUGGAGCGUCUAAGGAAUGAAGUCAGAGCAUCCAGUCUUUCUGUGCUGGUUUCCCUUGUCAGCUGCUUUGAUCGUGCCAAGGACAAGUUAAGCAGCCGGAAGGUCCUUCUUCGUCAGGUUCUGCAGGACUGCAUGGUCGAAAGAGACUUCUCGAGCCGAAUGGCGAACUGUACUCUCUACUGCUUCAGCCAUCUUUCUUCCGCGUGCGAUCUCUCAGAAUACCUGGAUGAUAUCAUCGGGGUCGUCUUGAGGACUCUGGCGGAGACUCAAGAGGCAGUUCUGAUCAUUGUGGCCGUGCAUCUUUUGGUUUUGAUAAUGCAGAAGGGUCAAGCAGAGGCUGUAGUAGGUAAGCUCUGUGAGCUUGGAGCCAGCGCAAAAGCAGAGCACGUUCUCCCGGCCCUCUUGGCAUUAGCAGCAUGCCCAGAUCUUGGCGGGAAUGAAAAGAGGAUCGUCUGCGUCAUGCUUGCGGCUAUGAACGAGCGGUUUGGGAUAAUCAGCGACGAGCGGCUGACAGAGCAUCUGACACCAAAGCAGCAAGAGAAUCUUAAGAGACUGGUACGCGCGUCUCCUAAUGCGAUGGCGAGGAGGGAACAGCUGCGCGAGAUCUUUACAGCCGAAAGACUCAACGUAGCCUCAAACAAAUGCGGUCCGGACUCUGAAUUUCCAGCCAGUCUUUUUCGAAACACCAUUGACACACCGCUCAACUACGUCCCAGACACGGCACAUGUUUCGUACGUACCAGAUGAUGGGGACCUCGAGGCUCGGAAGCGGCCCUGCAGAAAAUGUUCCCGCUCAAGCUGCUCAAAUGUGGAGAGCACUUCGUGCGAGUUCAAGGUCUGCAGUGGGUGCCGUCUGGCGGUUUACUGCUCCAGAAACUGCCAAAAGGUUGCCUGGAAGGACGGCCACAAGUUGCGCUGCCAGGCAGGGAUAGGCAGACAGCGCUCGAAACCCGAGAAGGACGCUUUGAAGUGA
Klebsormidium nitens is the source of this 1593-nucleotide messenger RNA. NCBI's taxonomy places the organism in Eukaryota, Viridiplantae, Streptophyta, Klebsormidiophyceae, Klebsormidiales, Klebsormidiaceae. The record is from the annotation of a GenBank genome assembly.